CUCACUGGCAGCCAUUCUCUCACUCCUAUAAUACUUGACUUCUUGUUGGCUCCUGCUGCUUCCAUUCUUACAGUGUCAAAGCGUCAUCAUGCUCUGUUGGACCAGUCAGUUUGUGCGGCAACUGUGCUAGGUUUGUGGAUGGCCCUUCAGAGUAUUUUUCCUGAAGAAAAGAUGAUAGAGAUGUUCUAUGACAAGAGUAAACACACUUGA
Messenger RNA from Phanerochaete carnosa HHB-10118-sp, 210 nucleotides. RefSeq lists its product as uncharacterized. NCBI's taxonomy places the organism in Eukaryota, Fungi, Basidiomycota, Agaricomycetes, Polyporales, Phanerochaetaceae. The record is from RefSeq and is a predicted model, not a curated record. The annotation marks the transcript as partial. The transcript has a single exon.